This is a messenger RNA of Pocillopora damicornis (cauliflower coral), 4398 nucleotides long. Its product is annotated as tyrosine kinase receptor Cad96Ca. Gene Ontology annotation, biological process: multicellular organism development; cell surface receptor protein tyrosine kinase signaling pathway; positive regulation of kinase activity. NCBI's taxonomy places the organism in Eukaryota, Metazoa, Cnidaria, Anthozoa, Scleractinia, Pocilloporidae. The record is from RefSeq and is a predicted model, not a curated record. Gene Ontology annotation, cellular component: signaling receptor complex; plasma membrane. Gene Ontology annotation, molecular function: transmembrane receptor protein tyrosine kinase activity; ATP binding.
AUGGGGAACCCCGGCGGAAAAUUGUUCGAUCUUCCGGUUGAUAGCCAGUGCGAGAAUGGGCCUGACAUAGCUUUAAUUUUGGAUGUAAGUGGAAUUGUGAAAGACAUUGACUUGUGGAUGGUACGAUAUUUUGUCAAAGCGGUCACUGGCCAGAUCUUUAAUUUAUGUCCAAAACUUAAUACUGCGAUAGUGUCAUUCGGCGAAGAAGCCACUGUGGUAAAAAACUUUUCCAAAAUAUUCAGUUUACCUGAAUUUUCCAAAGUAUUGGAUCUUCUUACGCCUUUACAAGGCGACAGAACAAUGACAUACAAAGGUUUAAGAGUGACUUCAGAGAGAGUGUUUCCAUUUUCUCGGAAGAACGUUUCGAAAAUUGCAAUUUUGAUUACUCAUGGGGAGAAUACGCCACCUUAUACUCCAGAUGAAGCCGCGCGGGAAUUAAUAGAAACAGGUGUUCGCCUUUUUGGUGUCGACGUGGCUUUUUAUGCACGGCACCAUGGGGGGCUUCAACGAAUUACAGAGAAAAGAGGAGACGUGAUUUAUUUGGAAGUGUUCCAUUACAUUUUUGACUAUGUUGAUACCAUGGUGAGCAAGAUUAUCGCGGCUGUUGCCAGUAUAUUCAAAGUUGUUGGACAAUCCAUCAAUUCGAAUGGCAAAGGGUUCUGUAUCUUUUUUCGCAACGUGACUGGUUGGCCUCUCCCAAAAGUCAAGUGGUUCAUGAAUGGCAUGGAAGUCAGAGAUGGGGAUCUUAACCUUUCAGUCUCCCUUCAGGAAGAAAAACGGGCAGAAAAUAUUAAUUCAUCAUUGCACUUUUCUGAAUUGGACAAGCUUCACGGGGCGUACUUUACCUGUGAAGCCAAGAACAAGUUUUUCACAAGGAGGCGUAAUAUUCAAGUAUCAGUCACAUGUCCACCAACUCUUCCAGAGCUUACUACAAGAUAUCGUCAAAUUAAAUCAGGCUUGUCAAAUGCCACAUUAAAAUGUCAUGCGAACGGCCUGGAUUAUAACAAAUUGCAUUUCUACCACUGGCAAUGGAGGUUUCAAGGUCGUGUCAUAAGAAAAAUGGAAUAUAUAAUACUAUCGCCUCCAAAAAUUCUGAGUUCGAAAUCAACCGACUGUGGAAGUGCAAUAACAGUUGAGUGGAGUGCCCCACCCAUAACAGGGCCUGGAGUCAAUUCUAUCUUUGGUUAUGAACUUACACUUAGAUCAGCAAGCGGAAAGUCGAGAUGGAACUAUAGUGUCCCAAGGGAAGUAAUGUCAUACACAUUUAUCGGACUUCAGAUAAACACAGUCUAUGAAUUCAAUAUCCGCGCUAAAUAUUCCGAUGGCUCAUCAUCAGUUAGUCAUUGGGCCAAAGAAGUUUUGAUAACUACAUCAGGUAAGCUAGGGAUUUGCAUUGCAGGUGUUCCAGGUCCGUUUCUUGUAAACGCGGUUCCCUUUGGAUGCAGUGCUAAACUUUCGUGGAAUGCUUCCUUCUCCAACGGCUGCCCGAUAACACGAUAUACAAUUCACUACAGAGACAAAAGGAGUGGGUGGAAUAUGAUCAACUUGAAAAGGUCAAACGUGAGCGGGUAUCGUCUCUUGUUAAAUUGCAGCAAAAAUUACGACAUCAUGGUUAUUGCCUGGAAUCAACAGGGACAUAACCAUUACAGUGAAAAGUCUCUGGAGUCCAUACGAACGGAACGUGGAGUACCUUUUAAACCAUCGAUUACAAAAGUUGAACCAAAGGAAUGCGGGGAAGUGGAAGUAAGUUGGGGGCCAUCGUCUCUUGAUUCUGGCGGAGGUUCAGUGUCGGAUUUCCAAGUUCAGAUGAGAAAGCAAGGUGGUAACUGGCGUAACUGUAGUAACUUCCUGCCGAAUAACACAUGUUCAUUCCAUGGUUUGCUAAUCGAUAAGAAUGACACCCGCAUCGAUGUUCGCCUCAGAGCUGCUAAUAAGAAGGGGUUUAGUGAGUGGACGAACGAUACAGCUCCCAUUAGUUUCGGUCGACCUGACCCUCCGGAGAUUGAAUCCAAAGGUUCAAUAGUUCCUGGAAGGAAUGUAACUAUAACUUGGAGCGCCCCCGAAGAUAACAAUUGCUAUAUUUUCAUGUACUCCGUUCACUUCAGAGUAGUACAACCUCUUGUAAAGAGCUGGAGCCAAAUAAACAUCUCGGGAGUUACCAGUUAUCAACUGCAGCUUCAAUACAGCAAACAAUACGAAUUCAUCAUUGCGGCUUGGAGUACGCUGGGACGAAGCGAAAAUAGCGCAGCCUGGAAAGUGAGAACAGCACAAGAUGUUCCAUAUCAGCCAACCUUACAUCCUCUAAUUUUGGAAGAGUGUAACUCCAUCAACGUAACGUGGAGUCCACCAAUUCCUGGGGCAUUAGGAGAUCCAGUAAUCGGCUACUUAGCGCAGAUAACAAGGGCUGGUCCCAUAGAAGAUUGGAUUAAUUGCACAUCCUAUGCCAUCGCUAAGCCUUAUACAUGUCUGUUUGCACAUCUGGAGACUCAUACUAGGUAUCUAGUGAGAGUAAUUGCAGAAAAUAGACUUGGAUACAGUCUUCCAUCCGACAUUGUAGAGAUCUUCACAAAUCGAGCAGACCGUCCUGGUUCACCUGAAAUAUUUGACCGGAAAGUAUCAGGAUGUAAUAUUACACUAGAGUGGACCUCACCAAAAUCCACUGGCUGCCCGAUACUCUUUUACACGAUCAGCUACAGGAAAAAAGGACUAAACGAUGAUGACACUUGGAUCAAUUUUAGACAACAAGACAAAAGGACGGUCAGAGAUGUUCAUGUCUUGGAGCAGUGCGAAAUCCAUCCAUUAAGAACAGAAUUUGUCGAGGACCUAGGUGAGGGAGCAUUUGGGAAGGUUCAUAAGGCAACGCUCAAGAACGGAUUGGAUUACUUAAAAAACGGUGAUGACUUUAUUGGAAAGGCUAAGAGAGAAAUGAUUGUGGCCGUAAAAGAACUGCAUGAAAACGCUGAUGAAGAGCAGAGAAGGCAAUUCCUGGAUGAAAUAGACCUGAUGAAGCAAGUCGGUAAAUAUCGGAAUGUUUUAAGCUUCCUCGGCUGUUGGACCACGACCGAACCUUUUUUCCUUGUUAUCGAGUACGUGGCUCACGGUGACUUGCUUCAUUGGCUUCGAGGCAAGCGGACUCAGAUCAACGGCUUGGCUGGCAGCACAGCAAAAGAAAACAAUCUUUACGAAGGAUCUAGGACUGCUCUGUUUGGCUCAUUCAAUUAUCAGACCGACACUGAGAGUGACCGGAAGGGAGAAAUACCAGAACUCAAUCCAGAAGCUUUCUAUCCUAAUGAUGGCCCAGGUCAACCUGGAAUCGAUGAAUGUAAAAUACCACUGGUCGUUUUGCCAACUGUGGGAGAGGAGGCAGACGAAAGGCCCGGCAAGACAGAUGAAGAGUGUAGUACUGAUUGCGAGUCCUUCAUUCCAGCUGAUCUUCUGUCAUUUGCAUGGCAGAUAGCAGGAGGCAUGACUUAUCUUUCCGAGAAAGGCCUCGUUCAUAGAGAUCUUGCGGCAAGGAAUGUCCUUGUCGGGCACGGUAAAAAGCUCAAGAUUGCAGACUUUGGUUUGAUGCGAGAAGUGUAUCAUGAGGUAUAUGAGGUGCAGAAGCAGAAGAAACUGCCAGUUAAAUGGAUGGCACCUGAGUCACUUUACGAACAGAUAUUUACUUCAAAAAGCGAUGUCUGGUCGUAUGGAGUUGUUCUGUGGGAAAUUGCAACUGUUGGAGGCUCACCUUAUCCAAUCUUGACAAAUAAAGAGCUCAUGAGAUUGAUACAGACUGGUUACCGGAUGGAGAAACCUGAACUGUGUUCAGAUCAUGUUUAUUCUUUGAUGUUGGACUGUUGGAAACAAGAUUUAAAUGAAAGGCCGAGUUUCCAGGAACUGGUUGGAAGGCUGGAAAGGCUGAUGCAUCAGGAAGUUGAAUACUUUGAUUUUGACAAAGUUGACGAGUCGAAAGACUAUUAUCUUGUGCAAGAUGUCAAGACGAAUGAAGAUGACGUGGAUGGAGUUGACGAGUUAUAAAAUAACAACAACAUGAAUAAUGCCUUCAAAACAAUUAUUGGAUUUAUGUGUCCAUUUUAUAACUUAACUUAACAAAAUGAUAUUGUAAGCAAUCUUAAGUACUCGUAUCUACAGCAGGUUUUGAAAAGAAGGAGGAUGAUAAACUUUUUAUUUCGGUCUGAGAAUGUCAGAAACUAUUGUUCAAAAGGAACUAAAACAACCAAUAUAUGCUUAGACGACAAGGUUUCCGAAAAGCCUUGAUUGUGAUAUCAAUAAGCUAGUAUAAGUACACAAUCCCCUGGUUUUCCUGACAAGGCCUUCGUAACGGGACACUAUACUGAAACUUAAAUACAUCAAUUAGAAAUUUAGCAUUCAAAAUGCGACACAAAUUGAUUAAUA